CUAAUUUAUUGAAAAUACUAAAUCCAGAAAUGAUUCAUGAAAUCAGCUUAGGAUUAUCUUCAGCUUCAUUCUCGGUAUUUACCUCCACACUUGUAACAAAACUCAAAUCCACACCUACAAGUGAUGUGGUCGCAUCCUUCUUUCUUCUGGAUCCAGAACUUGCAUUGGCUGCAUUGCUGGAACUUUGUCAGCUUGGCCAAGGUGUAAAAGGUCAAAUCGCCAGGACUGGCCUCUUUAUACUUGGAGAAGUCUUUACAAGUCCAUUCAACAUGCCACUGAGUUUUACAUUCGAGGCAAACAUCUUUGGAGCAAGUUGGGCAAUGCUGGUGUGGAGAGAGUCCUUUUACAGCAUCCCAUUCAAACACAUUAGUGCAGUCAGGACUUGGGCAGAAAUGAUAGAAAGCUGAGUUUUGUUCAACGAAUAACUCUAACUGGAACCUUUCCAAUUUCUCAAGGAGCUCAGGAUCUACAAUAUCUCUUAGAUCAGAUUCAGCCACUUGCUGCUUGCAUUCCUGAAGAGGACAUUUGAUUGGCAAAGACUUAGAAUGAAUCUCAAGAUUGAGAUAAGUCUCAAUACAUUCUGUGUGGAACAUGUGUCCACACUCAAUGAGUGUGAGAUCUUUGAAACAAAUCUGGCUGAAUCAUAUCGGGCAUUUUGGUAAGCAGUCAUCUCCGCUUUUUUGAUGUCCUGACUUUACUAAGGAUUCCUUGAUUGAAUCAUUCGAGAGAAAAGAACUGCAAAUCUCUUUGAAUACUGAAUUGGCUGAUUCCUCUCAGUACUUCUUCUUUGAGAUGAAAGUGAACUCUGAGCUUGAGUCAGUGUAAUAAUAUCUGAAGAUACCCCUAUUAUCCAGUUGUUUAUCUAAUGCUGGGUUGCAAUCUUGAGUACCUUCAUACUUCAUAAGAUCGCAAGACUCAGGUCCUAAUACAGGCUCUUUUGGUGCUGAUGAAAUUUUUGAACCUCACUUGUCCAUGUCAAGAUUAAUCGUUUAUCCUGAAAAUUAACAUUAAAAACGGUUUGAAAGGAGAAAACUCAACUCAAAUGUGCUUUGC
Moneuplotes crassus is the source of this 1053-nucleotide messenger RNA. The record is from the annotation of a GenBank genome assembly. NCBI's taxonomy places the organism in Eukaryota, Ciliophora, Spirotrichea, Euplotida, Euplotidae.